CCAGAAAAGCCCAUCGAGCCAGCGGCAGUCCACAACCCCCCUUCGCGUCCUUCCCCAGUCACGUCAUGCCCUAGGCUAGGGCGCCGUCGCCGCCAUCUCCACCGCACCAGUGGUGCGGCACCACCUCCCGCUUCCAAUCCCAUGGAGCCGCCGUCGCCGUCGUGUUUCUCGAAGAGGCCGUCGUACAAGGACAUCGCCGGCGACCGAGCCAAGCCUUGCGAGGAUGACUCCUCUGCUCUCUCCCCUAUCCUGCCGACGCCCUCUUCAGCUCCUGCUCCUCCGCCGCCGUCAAAGGGGAUAGCUGGGGACCAAGCCGAGCCCUGCGUGGCUGCUCCCUCCCCGAUCCCGGUGAUGGCCUCUUCGGCCCCUGCUCCCCCGCCUCCUCCUAUUCUACGCCAAGAUUUGAUGGAAGUUACCAUGGGUGAUGUCGACGACCAAAUGGUGUUGACGAUCGACAAGCAAGCUGAAAAGUGGGAAGCCAUGGAGCAGGAACAACAUGUGUGGAAUGCUAUCGAUGAGGAACGGAAAUUAGAAAGGCAGAAGGAAAAACGAAGGCAUAAGGAGAGAAAGAAAAUCCUGGAAGAGAAGAGGAAAGAGAAGAGAGAAGAGAAGAGGAAGAAGCUAGAGAAGAAGAGGAAAAAAACAGGAGGAGGAGGAGUUGCAGGGGAAGAGGAAACAUGCUCGUUCAAUGAACUGUUCUGA
This is a messenger RNA of Triticum aestivum (bread wheat), 702 nucleotides long. RefSeq names its product FYN-binding protein 1. NCBI's taxonomy places the organism in Eukaryota, Viridiplantae, Streptophyta, Magnoliopsida, Poales, Poaceae. The record is from RefSeq and is a predicted model, not a curated record. Bases 142 to 702 code for a protein of 186 amino acids. The transcript is spliced from 3 exons.